GAAACAAAACAAAGCUGCAUUCAAGACUGCGCUUCAACUGGAACUGGGUGCUUUGAUGACAAAACCUUCUAUCUCUUUUUAAAAAGAAUAAUUUAAACCGCGGGUCACAGAGCUGAAAUGCAACAUGAUCGGUAGUCUGAAAUCAAUACAACUACGGUUUAGAGUGUCAGAAACGCUCCGUCUACGCUCAUUGUCUUCCCCUCUCUAUGCGGUGGGACGUUCACGAGCACCCGGCCCACAGAUGAUUCAUUAGGCAACGACGCUACCGCGAGCUGCUGAUGCCCACUUCCUGUAUUCUCAGCAACAGGAGCCAACAAACGUCUCGUUUUUUUAUCCCGAUAACCACAAGACGAGCUUCGGUUUUUGAACUCCGGCAUCGCCGGCUCGCGCUGAGGACUGUCGCCGCUCUGCUGCUGCUGUCAUGGUGGAGACUCCAGCCGGCUGUCUGUUUGAAGACAUCCAGUAUGAAGACAUCCAAGUUGAAGCGGCUGUUGGCAGAGGGACAUUUGGAGUUGUCUUCAAGGCCGUGUGGAAAGGACAGGACGUAGCCAUCAAGACCAUCGAGAGUGAAAACGAAAGGAAUGCGUUCCUAGUUGAGCUCCGCCAGCUGUCCCGGGUGAAUCACCCCAACAUUGUGAAGCUGUAUGGCUCCUGUGACAAUCCAGUUUGUCUGGUCAUGGAGUAUGCAGAGUGUGGCUCUUUAUACAACCUCCUGCACAGUGCCGACCCUCAGCCCCACUACACGGCAUCCCACGCCAUGAGCUGGUGUCUGCAGUGUGCCCAGGGAGUCGCCUAUCUGCAUUCUAUGAAGCCAAAGGCCUUAAUCCACCGGGACCUCAAACCACCCAAUCUGCUGCUGGUGGCUCGUGGCACCGUGCUGAAGAUAUGUGACUUUGGAACAGCUUGUGAUAUUCAGACCUACAUGACCAACAAUAAGGGCAGUGCAGCCUGGAUGGCACCGGAGGUGUUUGAAGGCAGCAACUACAGUGAGAAGUGUGACGUGUUCAGCUGGGGCAUCAUCCUGUGGGAGGUCAUCACACGCAAGAAGCCCUUCGAUGAGAUCGGCGGCUCUGCGUUUUGUAUAAUGUGGGCAGUCCACAGAGGUACACGGCCUCCUCUCAUCAAAGACCUCCCAGAGCCCAUAGAGACUCUGAUGACCCGCUGUUGGGACAAAGAACCCAGCCAGAGACCGUCAAUGGAGGAGGUCAAGAACACCAUGAAACAUCUCAUGAAGUACUUCCCAGGCUCCGAUGAACCGCUCAAGCUCCCUCACCAGUCUUCACCCAACAGAAGCGGCUCUUCAUCGGCCACGAGCACAGGCUCGUAUGCGGACUACACCAUGAACAGCAACAGGAGCGACGACAACACAGAGCGCAGGAACUCAGUCGGCAGGGAGGAGACCCUGAAAAGCUUUGAGGCCAAGUUUCCCCUCCAGUUCAAACCCUCAAAGACAGCCACGUUGCGUACCGGUCUGUCCAAAGUGUCCAGUGUAGACAGUCAACCGGGACGCUCCCAAAGCCCCACCCCCUGCACCAGCCCCAUAACCACCACCGGCCAAUCAGAGCUGAGGAUGACCAUUAGUCCCACAGCUACCAAUGGUUUAGACAGCUCCAUUCCCAUGGCCUACCUGAAACUGGAUCACCAGUUACAGCCUCUGGCCCCGUGUCCCAACUCCAAAGAGUCCAUGGCCGUGUUUGAACAGCACAUCAGGAUGGCUCAGGACUACCUUAAAAUCCAGUCAGAGAUCGCUGACCUCGCUCGCAGGAAAAAGUGGAGAGUGUGUCGUGUGUUUGAACAGAUCCUUCUCAAACAAGAGGAGCUCAUGUCUGAGCUGGAGCAGGACCAGAGGGAGCAGCAGACCUCAUCCAGACUCAUCCAGGAGCACAGCAAGCUGCUGGAGGACAACAGCAGCCUCUCCUCCAACUGCCAGGGCCUGAGGAGCAAGCUGAGCCUGAUCAAGAACCAGAACCAGCAACACAGCUAGGACCCGCUCCACCUUGUCUUCACCACCGGCUCUUUCUCCGACGCAUGAGAGGAAUCACUCCAUGAACCGACCUUCAAAGUAGGGAAAGCCCUUUAUGUUGAGGAAAUCGACAUAUGUGUCUUACGUCAGAACCAUGUGUCAGGAGAUCACGGAUGGGCCCGUUGGUCGAGAACCUGUCCCAAACUGAAUUCAAACGACAAACAUUUCCCAUCAGUGCCAAAAAUUCACUCCCACUGGAGAACACCAAUGCAGAGGGUGUCGACACUACAGGAAAAUAAGUGAAAGUUCUUCUUUUUUAGUUAUUACGGUUUUUAAUGAUUUCAAUUUGACUUUCAAAUAAACUAGCACGUCCUUUCUGGGCCUCCGUACAUUAGAUGGUGGGUUGGCCAUAACAGUCAGUAUUCACAUUGGUAUUGAUGGGUGGACCAAGGACAUUCACAUGGACUUGUACUCUGAAAUGGACCUAAAGGUGACUUGCCUUUUUUUUUUUUUUUUUUUUUUUUUUUUCUUCCAAGCCAGUGAGUUUUAUUUGACUAUAUUUUCUCUUUUUUUUGAGUUGUUUAAAAGUAACUACGAUUGUAAUUUGUAAAUUCUUACCUUUUACAUAUUCAGUAUAUCACCUAUUGUAUUAUGAUUUAUGAAAAGAGGAGAGGUACCGACAGUGUGGGCCGUAUCAUUUUAAUCAUUUCAAAUAUUUUACUGUGAAUACAAGACGUAACCAAAGGAGUUGUGCUUCAGAGCCGCGCUGCCUCGGAGCAAAAGAAAAGCUUUGUGUUUGAAAUGGAAAUAACUGUGGAAUAAUGAACCUGGCAGACAUCUCUAUAUCGCUUUCAUUUCUCUUUCCUUUCGUUACUUUUUUUACACACACUUAUAUUUCACAGAAUGAUAUUGACAUUGUUCUGCACUGCACUUAUUUGGGUCAAAGGAAUGUGUUGUAGUCUCACUUUGGUCGGGUGGUUUCUAUGACAGCGGGGUUACUCUGGGAUGGCUUGUUGUUUGAAUGCAUCUCUUCAGACGCUGCCUAAGGAUUGUUCUUGUACAGUUAAUCUUUUUCAUCUCAGUUUAUUUCAUAAAACAUGUCUCCUGUGAUUUUUAAAAUGUACAGACUGCAAUGAUAUGCUUUUAGAGAGUAAAAACAAAGUUUGUAGUA
This is a messenger RNA of Anarrhichthys ocellatus (wolf-eel), 3134 nucleotides long. RefSeq names its product mitogen-activated protein kinase kinase kinase 7-like. The coding region runs from base 422 to 1984 and encodes 520 amino acids. Gene Ontology annotation, biological process: immune response; protein phosphorylation; positive regulation of canonical NF-kappaB signal transduction. Gene Ontology annotation, molecular function: ATP binding; MAP kinase kinase kinase activity. NCBI's taxonomy places the organism in Eukaryota, Metazoa, Chordata, Actinopteri, Perciformes, Anarhichadidae. The record is from RefSeq and is a predicted model, not a curated record. The transcript is spliced from 15 exons.